AAAGUUCAGUUAAUUCCUGUCAGGCAAAUAAGCAACUACCUAUUGAUGCUGAACCGUUCAUUCAGGACAGGACCAGAGCAAGACUGUACACAAUGGCUACGACUGAAAAUGCAGAACCGGGUUCUCCAGACUACAAAAUGGAGCACAGAGGUGACUCGGAUGGCAGGUACCCUCUGAAAGUUCUCUACUGUGGAGUGUGCUCCUUGCCCACAGAGUACUGCGAGUACCUGCCUGAGCCCGCCAAGUGCAGGCAGUGGCUGGAGAAGAACUUUCCGGAAGUGUUCGCCAAGAUGACCCUCGGGAACGCUCCAAAGCAGGAGGUAGGAGGAGGAGGAGAGGCGCCCCCUGCUGGGGAGGAGGAAGAGAAGAAGAAACAAAAGAGGGGUGGCAGGGGUCAGAUCAAACAGAAGAAGAAGACCGUACCCCAGAGGGUAACAGUGGCCAAAAUCCCACGCGCCAAGAAGAAAUACGUGACCCGCGUGUGUGGGCUCAACACAUUCGAGAUCGACCUGAAAGAAGCUCAGAGGUUCUUUGCACAGAAGUUCUCGUGUGGAGCGUCUGUAAUGGCCGAGGAUGAGAUCAUCAUUCAGGGAGAUUUCACAGACGACAUCAUCGAUGUCAUUCAGGACAAGUGGCCCGAGGUGGACGAUGACAGCAUAGAGGACCUGGGAGAAGUGAAGAAGUGAAGAGGGAGACUGCACUUUUACAGACAAGAUGCCACAAGAUCCCACAAGACACCACAAAACCGGGAAUUACCCAGAAUGACCUGGCCAAAAAACGAGUGCAUUAAAAACUGCCUUUUCACCUUUUAUUUACUGUAUGGAAACCAUAGGCCUCAGAAGUCGUGUCGUCAUUCCCUUCGGGUUCGUUAGCAUUUUCGAGACUUCCGGUUCAAAAAAUAGACGCCCCUACGGGACAAAUGAAUGGCGAUUUCCGAAUUCCUUUAAAAUAAAUUAUGACAUUUGGACGUUUUUUUGUAUAUGAAAAAAUAAUGCUUUUUCCCCAUUUUUUAUAAUCUAAAAAAAUUGUGUCAUUUUAAAAAGCCAAUUGCUAACGGCUAAGUGGUUAGCGACCCCGAGAUGACUCAAGGCCUAUUGACUCUGCCCCCCAACCUGCAACCCCCCCCCCCCCCCCCCCACCAGUUCUGUAGUGCUGCUUCAUUCUCUGCUGCCAAAGGUGUGAUGUUUGAGUUCCUGUGAAAACGUUGCACUAAAGCAGUCUUUAGAAUAAUGAAUUCAAUGUUUUGGCCUCACUUUUAUUACUGAGUUUAUUUAAAAAAAACAAUUGACUCAGUGGAGCACUUUUCUUUAAAAUAAAUAAAUAAUGAUCUGUGCUGUC
This is a messenger RNA of Anguilla anguilla (European eel), 1338 nucleotides long. RefSeq names its product density-regulated protein-like. Bases 93 to 686 code for a protein of 197 amino acids. Lineage: Eukaryota; Metazoa; Chordata; Actinopteri; Anguilliformes; Anguillidae. Gene Ontology annotation, biological process: formation of translation preinitiation complex; translation reinitiation. The record is from RefSeq and is a predicted model, not a curated record. The transcript has 8 exons. Gene Ontology annotation, molecular function: mRNA binding; translation initiation factor activity.